ACAAAGUAAACGCAAGUCUCAUGAAUCUGUGGCUUUCUAUAAGAUAUAAGUGUUGAAAGAGAUGACUAAUAAAGAUUGACUGGUUUGAGAUCGAUGCAUUGAGAUCUCAUAUGUGCUUUGAUUCCAAACAAAAAUGUAAGAGACAAGAGCUCUUCAAUGUUUAAUAAUAUUUUUUGGGAUGCAAACAAUAAGUUCUUCGUACCAUACAUCCAAUAUUACAGAAGGUGGUUUAAAUUCCAUACGUAAGAAAUGUAUAUAUCUCAGUAACCCUUUCUCUUGUGAAACUAGGAAACGUAUAAUGCAAUUAAGAGAGAAAUUCUUGAUAGAGUUAUAUUUGUACAGCAAUUCUACAACUAGAGAAAAAUGAUACGAAAAUGUUUAAUUUUUUCACUAUCCGAAAUCUAUAAGCAAUGGAAGAACUUCCGCGAAAGUUCAUGUUUAUCCCAAAGAUUUCUGCAUUGGAGACUUCUAUGUUUGAAUCAAGUUCAAAUUUUGUUAGAAGAAAAAAUUAAUUAGAUUUGAUGUAGUGUGGUAUUCCUUCCAUUCUAUACCACUAAAUGCAUUUUUCUGAAAUUGACUGGAUCAGUUAAUACGGUAUAUUAAAAAAAAAAAUCAUGCAGUGAUGUUUUGAAAUCAACAGAUUAGAAAGACACACAUGUUUAAAUGACGACAUGUCGACACGAGAUAUCUGAUUAGACAUAUUUUUUUGUCAACUUAUCUGAUUAGACAUAUAAAUUAAGAUUCCCGACCGAGCGAUUUUCUGGAGUACGUGUUAUUAAUAAAGAUUGGGUUAGACCAGUCUUGAGAGACCGAUCAACUGACAUGCACAAAUUUACAAGCAUUUACAUUGGUUCAUUUUUUUCUCUCUUUUUUCAUUGGUUCAUAACCAGUGUGAAAUCAACAUUCUAAUCGAUCCAGUUUGACAAUUUCUACUCGGUUUGUUCAAAACUGUAUUUAUACACAUUUAAAAUCUAAGAGUAUAUUCAAACCAGAAUUUUCACACUACAAACUUUGGUUUGUGUUACAACGCUUAAAAUAAAUAAAUUGUAAUGCCAUUAUCUAGUCUCAAACCUGGCACAUGAGACAGAAGUAGCAGAAUUAACCACAAUUUUUUUUUAAAACUAAUGCCAUAUAAAUUUUUAAUAUAUUUUGACGUCUAAAACACCAACUUCAUGAUAAUUUUGCAUAUAAAACAUCUUAUAAAUAUCUAUUAAUAAUAGCAAUCAUAAUUAAUUCUAAAAGUCAUGUCUUUUCAUUAUAAUUAUGUUCAUGUCUGUUUAUUAAAAAAAAAACUGUUUAUAAGAGUUUAUGGUCUUUUUGUUUAUAUCUGCUUGCAUUUUUUAAAAUUGUAUCUCUCAUUAAUUUAUGUUUUUUUGAAUUAGUACCUCUUUGUUUAAACUAGUCUCAUACCUGUUUAUUUCUUUAUUCUUAUUAAUAGAUUAUUGUUUUCUUCUUAUUUGUUGUAGAUAAUCAUUAAACACCGGUUGUUAUUGUUAAACAAGAAGCCAUAUUGGUCGCAAUGUUGAAAUGAUACAUAUAUGUAUAAUUUCAUCUAAUAAUUAUUUAUUUUAUUUCGUAGAUGGAGAACAAUAUUUGAAAGCUAUAAUAGGGAUUCCAAGCAAUGUUUUAAAAUGUGUCUCUUCAUUAUAACUUUGCUCAUAAAUGUGAAUUAUAUAUUUUUGCUCAUAAUUGUUUAUUGUACUUUUCUCUUAUAAUUGCUUUUGUUUUGUUUUUACUUUUUAUUGCUUUUGUUCUUUAAAUUGUAUUUUUCAUAUAUAUAAUGUUAUGUUAGAGAUUUAAAUGAACAUUUGCAAUUUUUUAAAUGAACCAUUACAAUCUUUGAUGAUUAACCGUUGCAAGUUUUGAUGUUCAACUAUUGCAAUUUUUGGUGAUCAACCAUUGUAAUAUUUGGUGGUUACCCAUUGCAAUCUUUGGUCUAAAUAUAUAUAGUAGUAGUUGUGAGUAGUGAGAUAUGCAAUAACAAAAAACAUCAAAUAAAGAUAGAACUAUAUAAAAUAAGAGAGAGAUUCACCACCCAAAGGAUCAUAUACAAUCUUUGGAGAAACACGUAUAAACCUUGAAAACUUGUUUGCAUUUGGUUGUCUUAUCCUAAAAAAAUAUUUCAUAUAACUCAAAAGAGUCAAAAUAUUUUUUAAGAAAAUUUAUUUGAUCUUCAAAUGCUAAACAAAUAAACGACGAUAAAAGUUAUAAGGUAUUUGAUGGUAAAAUUUAUGGUUUUUUUUAGAAAUGCAUGUGUUGCAAAGAUUUAUUAGAGUGAGAUGAAGAGUGGCAAAGAUACAAUGAAAAGUACCACUUAGGGAUACACCAUAUCAAUUGGUAAUCUAUCAAUCAUAUUAUUAGUUCACUGCAGAAUAAGUCUAUUUAAAGAAAAAUGUUGAGAAAAUUUAUAACAAAAUCAUGGCACAUUUUCAAAAUCGCACCAAAAUAUCCUAUUUUGUCUUACUUAAUAAUUAGAUAAUUCCUCAAUUUUUUUUUUAAAUUUACUAAUUUUAUCUUAAAUUUUAUCAAUAUAUUUUUUGUUAUCACUGUUUCAUUUUACUGUAAUUUCUUAAGAAUUAGAUACACGAUUUAUUAGUAACUCCAUAUGAAUUUUGGAACUGAAAAAAUAAAAGAAAAUAAAAACACACAACUCUUAUUAAAGACUUUUUCACCAUGCAUUUUUUGGUGUUUAGGUAUCUUGAAGUAUUAAUUAGAAAUCUGUUUUUAAUAAUCGUAAAAAUAUUUUAUUAUACUGUUUUCAACCAUUUAUCAUUUCAAGAAAUGUUUUGAAGAGUUAUAUCACUUUCUCAAAAGCUUUUCGUUUGCUACAUAUAUCUAUUCAUAGUCUAUUUUUAGAAUUUUAUAUUUUCAAUUUUAAAUAUAUAAAUUUCAGAAAUAUUUUUAAAUAUCAACUUUUAUAUAUUAUUAUUUUAUGUUCAAAUUUUUUUAUAUAUAGUUUUAAUAUAGUUUUCCUCCGCGACAUCGCAGAGGUUUCAUUCCUAGUUAAAAUAAUAUCAAAUAUUGAAAAUAACAUAAAAUUAUUGUUUUCGAGAUAAUAACAUAAAUAUAUUUUUAUCAAAAAAUGUUAGAAAGUAAAACUUAUAUUACAAUGAUUCGUUUUUAUGAGCUGGUAUGCGAGCAUUUUAAUAAUUUCAUGUAUAUAUCGACCAUAAUAUUGAAUUGCUUUAACCAAAAGAGGUAUAAGCGUUUCAAUUCCACAUAUAUAUCGUCCAUAAUAACUAUUAAAUCGUAUUUACCAAAAUUGUUUAUUUAAUUUUAAGAAAGUACGAAUCUACCAAGUUAAAUUAGUUUUUAGUCAACUUUCCUUCUAAUACAUUUUUCAAAAAUCUAAAAUGAAAUAACAUAAAAAUUAUGAUUUUUCGUCAAUGACGUAACAUAUAUAUUCAUAUUGCAAAAUAUUAUAAAGAAAAAUAUAAAUUAUAAACAAAAGGUUAAUUUUUCCGCUUUAUGUAUAUAUAAAUUAUGCAUUCCUUUAUAUUUUACAUCGAUAUACUUCCUUUUCUAUUGUAUUUUAGUUAUAGAAGAAUUUAAGAUAUUUUUUUUUUUUUUACUAUAAAUUUUGGUGGUAAUCUCAAACCUCAUUCACCUCAAAAUUAUCUCCUCUACAAAAUUUUGCAAUCAAACCAAUCUAAAAAAUGAGCCUACCAGUGUCAGCUAUGGUGUUCUCUGAAAACAAUGUAAGAGUAGCUGAAGAGCGGUACCGAAGAGGCAAUCCGAAAGGAGCCCUUGAAGUUCUUCAUGCACUAACAUUUGUUUUCCCAAACACCUCUACAAACCAUCGUAAGAUCUCGCAGGUUUACCUGGCUCAUCAAAUUCACUGGAGGUUCAUAAACGCCAGCAGUUUUACACUCCACGACGUCCUCGGACUCCCCCCGUUCUGUAGCUAUCAAACAGCCCGUAGACAGUACAUGAACAUUGUGGCUAAGCUCUGCCCCGAGAAAAACAAAUCUGUUGCUGCCAAGUUAGCUUUCAAGAUCAUCAACGCAACGUGGAUGGCAUUGUAUGGUCCUGAGGAGGGGAGUGGGGUUGGCAACAUCGAACGAGAGUUAGGGAUCAUGUUUCAAGAAGAUGAACCGCCUCAUCAAUCAGUGAGGGAGGGAAAACGUCCUUGUGUUAAUAUCAUCGACACUGACUCUGAUUCUGAUUAGUCCUAAUCUAUUAUAACUAUCAAGCUUUUCAUCUAGUUGUUGGGAUACAAAACCCCGUACUGUUUCCUUUUCUUUGGUUUUAUUUGUGGCUGUAUUAUCCUAAGUAUUAAAUCUUAAUCUAUCAAAACUAUCAAGCUUUUCAUCAAAUUAUUGGGAUAUAUAAAACUCCGUCUUGUUUU
This is a messenger RNA of Brassica rapa (field mustard), 4348 nucleotides long. RefSeq lists its product as uncharacterized. NCBI's taxonomy places the organism in Eukaryota, Viridiplantae, Streptophyta, Magnoliopsida, Brassicales, Brassicaceae. The record is from RefSeq and is a predicted model, not a curated record.